CCGCCUCGUCGGCUCCUCUCUCCGCCUGUGUCGCAUUCCCCUGCGCUCCGCCAGCGUUCUGUUUGUGAUGAGGCGGGAAAUGGCGUCCAAAGACACGGCUGUUCUGUGACUUAGCCACUGAGAGACGGACGUAGCUGGCGGCAACAACCACGGCUCGACAUCUAACGGUGGCCGCCACGAUUGCGGCCGAGACUGACAACGCUGUGGGGGGUUUUAACGAGCUUCCGAAAACAGCGGUUUUUCCAUGUGACGUCGGAGCAUGAUGAGGCUGAGAGUGCGUAAAGCUCCUCAGCACCCCAGCAAAGGCCACAGAACGCUCCCAUACCAGGCCAAACGAAAACACAGCGAAGUGGAGCCGUCGUCCCCAGUGAGCGGCCGAGGCAAAAUGCAGAAAAAUGAAUCUGGGCUCCUCUCCACCAUAAAGAAAUUUAUCCGUGGGAACGCUGUCAAGGUGGAGCAGGAAAUCCCAGCCAAGAGGAGUCGCAUUGAUUGUAAUUCAGACAAUGACCUCAUUACUUCGACACCCCAAGGUCUGUCCAACAAAUCCGCAUCAAGAGUUUGCAGAAAAACUCAAAGUAAAGACACAAUGACCUGCAACAGUAAACCCAUCAAACCAAACGGUAAACUGGAGGCGCCCAUCGACUCACCCAGCAGCCCGCCGCGUACAACCCUACUGGGAACCAUCUUCUCUCCAGUUUUCAACUUCUUCUCACCAGCAACUAAAACUGCCACUCCGGGCUCGGACUCGCCGGGCCAGGCAGUGGAGGCGGAGGAAAUCAUCAAACAGCUGGACAUUGAGCCGGCGGAGGAAAUGCCCAGCAGCACCGUAACGUCCAGGGAAGAAAUCACUCCGUGUCACACGGUCCAAAUGCUGCCGCAGAGGCUUCAGAUCAACUCGGACACGACCAUCGAAGAAGGAGAAAUCGUCACCGAAACUGACAUACCCCCGCUAACAGCUCCUGGCUGCAUGCCAGAUGGCAGCUACCCCCACUCUUUACCUUCAGCACCUGCAGAAACCUCGUAUGAGGAGGACUGGGAAGUCUUCGACCCGUACUUCUUCAUCAAGCAUGUGCCUCCGCUGACAGAAGAGCAGUUAACACGUAAACCAGCGUUACCUUUAAAAACACGCAGCACACCUGAGUUCUCUCUCGUCUUGGAUCUGGAUGAAACUUUAGUCCACUGCAGUUUGAAUGAACUAGAAGAUGCAGCUCUGACAUUCCCUGUGCUCUUUCAAGACGUUAUAUACCAGGUCUACGUCCGAUUGAGGCCAUUUUUCCGAGAGUUUCUUGAGCGCAUGUCUCAGUUGUACGAGAUUAUUCUCUUCACUGCUUCAAAAAAGGUCUAUGCAGAUAAGUUGCUCAACAUCCUGGAUCCGAAAAAACAGUUAGUAAGACAUCGACUGUUUCGAGAGCACUGUGUUUGUGUUCAAGGAAAUUACAUUAAAGACCUGAACAUCCUGGGACGGGAUCUGGCAAAGACGGUAAUAAUCGACAACUCACCCCAAGCCUUUGCUUAUCAGCUUUCUAAUGGAAUCCCAAUCGAGAGCUGGUUCGUGGAUAGAAAUGACAACGAACUUCUGAAGCUCGUUCCUUUCCUUGAGAAACUGGUGGAGCUGAACGAGGACGUCAGGCCGCACAUCCGAGAACGAUUUCGUUUGCACGACCUCCUCCCUCCAGACUGAGGAACCUUCAUCGACGCGUAACUUCAGCAUCGUUUGUGGGAAAGGCUCAACAGAAGGAUAUAAUCAGUGGUUUUCUCUUUACAUUACCGUUGCUUUUUAAAAACAAACAAACAAAAAAAGUUUAAAAAAAAAAGAAAAACUCUGUUUGAUUCAAAGAGUCCAGGAUGUUCAUAUAAAGUUGAACAAACGACCUUCUGGAGGGCGGUUUGCCUCCAACUAAACCAUUUUGGAUUGACAAAAGUGAAUGUUGCGUGAUGUUGGUUCAUAUGGACCCUAAACGGCCGGUCAAACCUGUACAUUAUUCAUUAUCGUUACCUGUAAAUAUAUGUACAUAACUGUUUUAUUUUGUUCUUUGAGGUUUUUAAGUCAUUUUAUUUUCACUCUGGAUUUUUAGUAUGUAUUUUUUUUUUCUUUUUUUGAUCGGUUGCUUUUAUAAAAACCCACAAAAUGUCAUGUUUUCUUUGAAAUUGUUAAGCAGCAGAUGCUUCUUUUCUCCUGUUGUAUGCCUGCAGUAUUCCUGUAAUGCUUUACUCCAUUACAUGCAGUCGUCUGUAAGAAGGUGCAGUUUUAAAAAAAAUAUAUAUCUUUGGCAGAAAAAUAUUUUAAAGUUAAGACGUAUAAGCUAGAAUAAGGUCUCAAAUGAAUACAAAGCCAUAAUGGCCAAACAAUAAUUUUAAAGAUUUGUAUUUGAGAAUCCAUUUUUGAUUUCGACACUUUGAUCGUCCUCUUCGAUGAGGGGUGAGGUUCAGGCAUCUUGCACUUUGACAUCCAGCCCUUUGUAAGUUCAUAUAUUAAAAAUCUUGUCACUUUUGUACACAGGUGUGCGUCACCUAAAUUUGUUAUUUGGGGUAAAGAAAAGAGAAAAUUGUAGCACCAGCAAAUUGCCAACAUAUUUGCUUUCAAAUCUUGUUUUCCAAAAUGUCUUGUAUGUUGGAUCUCUGAUGUAAGAGUUACGAGUUUUAUUGACUAUUGAAUGAUCACUCCUGGUGUAUUCAGUGUUACUUAAUGGUUUUCUUGAAAAUAAAUACAUUUUUAUACGA
This is a messenger RNA of Poecilia latipinna (sailfin molly), 2721 nucleotides long. It is a transcript of the gene ctdspl2a, whose product is annotated as CTD (carboxy-terminal domain, RNA polymerase II, polypeptide A) small phosphatase like 2a. Lineage: Eukaryota; Metazoa; Chordata; Actinopteri; Cyprinodontiformes; Poeciliidae. The coding region runs from base 260 to 1681 and encodes 473 amino acids. The transcript is spliced from 13 exons. Gene Ontology annotation, molecular function: phosphatase activity. The record is from RefSeq and is a predicted model, not a curated record.